Messenger RNA from Ostreobium quekettii, 2049 nucleotides. The record is from the annotation of a GenBank genome assembly. NCBI's taxonomy places the organism in Eukaryota, Viridiplantae, Chlorophyta, Ulvophyceae, Bryopsidales, Ostreobiaceae.
GUGUUCUCCAGUAAUGUUAUCAGCCACGCAGUGAAAUGUGUGAACGCUCGUGUUGCUGGUAUCGACAAGCUUCUGCUGGGGCGUUCCGACUUUGUUACAGCGUUUAAGGAGAUCGUGCUCGAAAAGCUAGGUUUGAAGCAAGGAACGGCGGAUGUGGUGGUGAGAGACAUACGGGACGGGAGUAUCGAAGUAUCUUACAAGGUUGUCCUACGAAACAACGUAGACAAGGACGACAUUAAAGAAUUCUGGGAUGCUGCUACUGAAGACGUUCCUAGCUUGUUUGAGGACGAGCCGGAGUUUAGCCAAUACCAGGCUGAGCACAUUCGAGGACCUCGAUUUGAUGAACGCGUGGAAUUGGAUGCCGCCCUUAGCGAAGAUUUGCUUGCAGUGGAUGGCUCCUCCAAUGUUCCUUAUUUGGGCACAAGAACCAUGAAAUACGCGGGAAAUGCAGCAAUUUCUUGUAUGAUGGCAUUCACGGUCGCAAUGUUCUUUUCUGUUGCACGGAAAAUGAUGCCAUGUGCGAAAUGGAUCAAGGAGCACAUAAAGCGCAGAAAAUCGAGACCGCUGGAGAAAUGGAUCAAGGAGCACAGGAAGCGCGCAAAAUCGAGACAGCAGGGGCGGGCAAGCGGUCACUUGCUGACCGUGGACAUAUCCGAAAUGCUAAGGCGAAUACUGGAAAGGGAGGUCGGCUCGAAGCACCUGCUAGAGUGCUUGCCUGAAGAACUGCACCAUGAGCCGAUGGACGUCAUUGUGGAAGACAUGAAAGCUACUUACAUGGAUGGAAAGUUGAUGCAUUUCGGUGCACAGAAUCACACAGGCAAGGAUCUGGAGGUGCAAGAAGUGCUGUUGCUGAGGCCGCCUUGUGUGAGGGAGGGCAAAGAGCCCGAGAAAGUGGAGGUGCUUUUGUCAGAGCCAAAGGGCAACUGGGAAUCCCUCAAACUCGCGAUGGUGUACAAGGACGGCGUGGGGAAGCAGGUGGACGUCAGCCAAAUUAACAAAUCCAGGUUGAAAUUCGCAAGCGAAGGUGGUGUGGGAACUGGAUAUCUGCACACCAUUGGUAUGGAAUCCGCGCUCGGCACCUUUGCAAGUGGCUUCGCGCCGUUUUUGAUCCUUCCAGAGACUGCUGCAGCCGAAGUCAACUCCUUGUUCAAAAGGACUGUGGAAUGCCUCUGGAAUAAGACACUUGCCGAUAAGAGUGCGGACGACUUUGAGGGCUCAACACCGGAACUCAUCUUUGAGGCUGUUGAGAGUGCAGCAUGGAUUCAGUUCUUCAAACCUUUCGCUCUCGACAUGCAUUUCCUGCUCGCUCCCGAUGCUUCUGAGCUUCUAAACAUCAUGCAGACGGAGGGCUCCAAGAGGGACACCUACCUGGAGGUCUUACUGCACGUAGCUUCCUUCCUGGAGGUUUGUUCUGCGUUGGAAACAGAACAGUAUCUUUUGAGCAGGCUCAAGGAUGCUGGGAUUGAACUCACAAACCAGGGGUCGGAAACGUCUGCCGGAAAUAUAUUUCCGUGGCCGCCCGAACCAUACCCCUGCAGUGUUUUCGCGCAGCUUUGGGGAUCCCAACACGGAGUCCAGGUACCUCUGCCACUUCAAAAAGUGACAGGUGACCAUGAAUUCGGGAAGAAUGGCCACGCGAUCCUGCCUUCCACAGAUAGGACUUGUCCUCAGCAAGAUUGGCAAGUGCCUGCAGAUGCGCCCCAUCGCUCUGCACCUGCUUCUGUCCCUCGUGUGCGGGAUAGCGUUAUGGAGCACCCAUAUUGGCAACAGGAAGCAUUCUUUGAUGUUUAUCUGGCUCGCGGAGAAAGUGACUUGGCAGGGGUGGUCGGCCAAUGCGAAAGAAGUGGUGGGACCUGCGCAGCAUCCAUAUCCCAUUUUGGUCUUGCUCUUGUGAAUGGCCUCUGGGAAGACACCGGUGUUGAAGGUACCACUGUUGAUUCAUUUACCGCUGGGCAUUUCAGAGGCCUUCAUGAGCAUCGCGGAUGCCAUUGUGAGCACCUGAUGCAAGGAAUCAAUGGGAAUUGCGCAGGGCCUUAUUCUGCUUCUUAA